Diaporthe citri is the source of this 1461-nucleotide messenger RNA. RefSeq lists its product as uncharacterized. NCBI's taxonomy places the organism in Eukaryota, Fungi, Ascomycota, Sordariomycetes, Diaporthales, Diaporthaceae. Bases 1 to 1461 code for a protein of 486 amino acids. The transcript is spliced from 4 exons. The record is from RefSeq and is a predicted model, not a curated record.
AUGGUCAACCUCGCGGCCACAAAGAUUGGCCCGGUGCGAUAUAAUUCGCCAUGGACGCAGGUCACUAUCCUCGGUUUCGUGACAUUUUGCUCAGUGGGCAUGUUCAGCGCAGUCCAGGGCCUGGGCGCUGGUGGUACUCAAGAUACACAGCUUUCUGACACGGCAAAUGGCGUCUUGUACGGCUGUUUUGCCAUUGCCGGCUUCUUUGCUGGUUCGGUAAAUAACAUGCUUGGCCCAAGACUCACCCUCUCUAUCGGCACAACGGGAUAUGCGCUCUACAUCGGCUCUCUCUGGGCUUUCCAAGUCCACAAUACGCGAUGGUUCCUCAUUCUCGCCGGCGGCAUCCUGGGCGUUACCGCCUCGCUUCUCUGGGCCGCCCAGGGGUCCAUCAUGAUGGCCGAACCGCUUGAAAAGGACAAAGGCCGGUCCUUCUCGCUCUUCUGGGCCCUCUUCCAGAUGGGAACCCUGGUCGGCGCCGCCAUCGCACUCGGCAUCCAGGCUCAUUCCACCUUGCCUGGGGUCUCCACGGGUGUCUACCUGGCCUUUCUGAUCAUCAUGCUGACGGCCAUCGUCACGUCCUGGCUUCUCCUCCCGCCUCAUCUCGUUGUUCGCGGUGAUGGCACUGUUGUGGAGAUCGAGGCUGCAAUCACCCCUAAGCAGGAGUUCAAGGAGGUGUGGGCCCUUUUGAGGGACUGGCGCAUGAUCGCCCUGUUCCCGAUGUUCUUCUCCAGUAACUACUUCUAUGCUUAUCAAGGUGCGAUCACCACGGCCCUGUUUAACGGCCGCACGCGCGCCCUGGUCUCCCUCCUGACCGGAGUCGGCUCCAUCGUCGGCUCGAUAAUCAUCGGCCAGCUCACGGAUAACCUGCCCUUUGGCCGCCGGAAGCGUGCCUUGUUUGCCACGGCAUUUGUCACCGUUCUCAACUGCGUUAUCUGGGCAUGCGGUCUUGCAUUCCAAGUCCAGUUCACCCGCGCCAACUCCUCCGUCCGAGGCGAGGAGAUCCCAUGGGACUGGACCGUCGGCGUCUCUGCUGGACCCAUCGUGCUCCUGCUGGCCUAUUAUUUGGCCGAUGCCAUGUUCCAGGGCCUCGCUUACUACACCAUGUCGUCUAUCACCAACGAGCCAUUCAAGCUGGCGCGUAUGGCCGGCUACUACAAGGGAAUCCAAUCUGCUGGUGCAGCUGUCUCUUUUGGCAUGGAUGCCGUGAAGACUGCUUACCUUGUCGAACAUCUCGUCUCCUGGCUGCUGCUAUUGGUCUCCCUUCCGCUCUGCGCCUGGGUACUAUGGGGCAUUCGUGACAGCAACUACGACGUCGAGAAUGUCACCCAUGUCGAAGAUGUGCCUGAAGGCGCCAUCACUGGUAUUGCGCUGCCGCCUGGGCACGUUGCUGGCGAGCACCUGCCUGAUGACGGGGUCAAGUUCUCUCCCGAAUUGAAGGUGAAGGGGAGCACCAGCUCGUAA